Molecule: messenger RNA, 1544 nt
Organism: Chara braunii
Lineage: Eukaryota; Viridiplantae; Streptophyta; Charophyceae; Charales; Characeae
Source: the annotation of a GenBank genome assembly
CAUGGUGGAAAUGCCUUGAUGACUAACUCUGCGUAGAUUGACUCGUGGCCGAUGUCAGCUGCUGUUGAUGAAGAAGUGAGAAAGUGGGUUGGGGAAGCCUCGAAAUGAAGGUGACGAGUCAUCGGUAGUGACUCUCCCGUUGAUCUGUUACGGCAUCAGAGUCGCUAGGAGGUGCUCAUCCUCAAGCGACAUGCAUGUGGGCUCCUUCGUAAUGUGUUGGCCAUGCUAGUAUGGUCAUAUACUAUGUUAUGGAUGGUUGGCAAUUGGUUUCAGGGCAUAUGGGGUACUGAGUCAAAUCUGAAGAAAUAUGCGCAUCGUGGGACAGGGCGAACUGUAUCUUCAGUGAGCGCACUGAUUGCAGGACUUGCGGUGGCGUUUGCAAUGUUUGACUUACGUGGUGACCUAAUAAGCAGUCCUCAGGACUUACGUGGUGUUGUCCACGAAGGGACGAUUCCUGUCCUUUUUGGAGACCAAGGACGGGAAUUCACAAUGUUUCUCUAUUUAGAGCUUUACAGUGGUAUGUCUUUGUACGUCGCAUAUGUCGCCAUAUGUGCCGCCCCCAAUGACUCGGCUGCUAUACGUGCAAGGCGAACUGUAUCUUCAGUGAGUGCACUGAUUGCAGGACUGGCGGUGGCGUUUGCAAUGUUUGACUUACGUGGUGACCUAUUAAGCAAUACUGAGGACUUAUUUGGUGAUGUCCGCGAAGGGACGUCGAAUUCAUGUUCUUGUUGGAGACCAAGGACGGGAAUUUACGAUGUUUCUGUAUUUAGAGUGUGGGAACAGGAAGAUCUUGUUUUCGGUGUAGACCGUACAGAGCCAUGCACAAGGCCGCUGGCUGUGAAAACAAAAUCUGGCUGGAAACGGUAUUUGAGAUACCUGAGAACAUGCCGGAGCGCAUCAGUGGAGACUACAUUGUCUGGCAUCGGUGAAAGCCCGUCGGCACUCUUUCAACAAGCGGCAGGGCAGCCGGAGUGUGGACUUGAGCGGGAUGCGUCAUGUCGUGGAGGUCGCUCUGAAAUUACAGACAUGCUAUCGACAUUGUGGCAUGAUGAGACUGUGGUGGGAAUUGCUGCAAUGCUCCAUGCAUCAAGUCUGCAUGUGAAUGCCAUGCUGGCCAGAAGUCUUUUGAACUUGUAUUCACGAAUUGAGUUAGAAUUACAACAUGCUGGGGUGAACAUGCUUCUGUCGCUGCUAAUUAGCUGGAGCUCUGAGCGACGAGUGUUAUUGGGUAUGGCAGUUGAUAAUCCCGAUAUGUUCAGAGACGAAAAUGGCUCUUUUGACUCUUUGUGUAAUGUAGCUGCAAGCACGGAUUAGUCGUUUAACGUUUUGGCGUGUUUGGGUCAAUUUGAAGGAUUGCUUCUUGAGGUGUUUCUCACUGUGUUCGUGUGCAUUGUGAGAGUCAAUGGAAGCAGAUAGGAAUCUUUCAGUUUACAAACCAAUGGGUGGGCAGAAUCCACAUCCAUUGACCUGUCUACUGGAACACCCAACAGUUGUGUCGGGGAUGAAAACUCGUCAUUUUUAUCGAAUGAACUAUGCAUCACAAG